AUGGAUCAGUGGAAAGUUUGGCUGUCAGAAACUCAGAAUCUUCAGGAAUUACAGUUACCCAGACACCAUCCAGAAUUUACAUCCAAGUCCAGUGAUGUGCAGAUUCACACCUUUUGCGAUGCUUCAGAGAGUGCAUUCGGUGCAGUGUCAUACUUAAGAUACCAAGAUGACAAUGGAAAAAUCCAGUGUUCAUUCCUAGCUUCCAAGACUCGUGUAGCACCAUUGAAAUCACUCUCCAUUCCCAGGUUGGAGCUACAAGGAGCAGUUCUAGCUUCGCGUUUGUCCCAGACACUUGAAAAAGAGCUCAAGCUAAAUGUCACACACCAGGUCUAUUGGACAGACUCAGAAGUUGUAUUGAAGUACCUGCGUAAUGAGACAAAAAGAUUUAAGCCUUUUGUUGCCAAUUGCAUAGCUGAAAUUAUGGACGUCACAUCCAAAGAAGAUUGGCAUCACGUAUAUUCAGAAAACAACCCUGCUGAUAGAUGUUCAAGAGGGAUGAAAGCCUCAGCUCUGGUGUCAGAUCAGUUGUGGUAUAAAGGACCAACCUUUCUACAUACAGUAAUUCAGAAGAUUGCAUGUUUGAAAGCCAAUCAGCCAACUGACAAGGGCAGCAAACUUUUGGCUUUAACACCAUUCUAUGAUCACAGUAUUGAGUAUUUGAGAGUUGGAGGAAGGAUAUCUCAUGCCAGCGUACCAGAUGAUGCCAAAUUUCAGUUGAUUUUACCUGCAGAGCAUGCGAUUACAGGCCUUAUUGCCACAGAAGUUCAUUGCCGCCUACACCAUGGUGGGCAGGAGCACAUGAUAGCAGAAUUGAGACAAAAGUAUUCGCCCCUUAGAGCUCGCUGCGUGGUGAAACGUACAAUACGUAAGUGUUUGAUCUGUCAGAGACAAAGAAUAUUGCCCAAAGUGCCAAUCAUGGCAGAUUUGCCUCAGUGCCGUCUGAAUGUCAGUCAUGGUCCCUUUGCAUGCUGUGGUGUGGAUUACUGGGGUCCAAUGCUGGUGAAGGAAAGAAGGUGA
Lingula anatina is the source of this 1017-nucleotide messenger RNA. RefSeq lists its product as uncharacterized. Gene Ontology annotation, molecular function: nucleic acid binding. Lineage: Eukaryota; Metazoa; Brachiopoda; Lingulata; Lingulida; Lingulidae. The record is from RefSeq and is a predicted model, not a curated record.